Messenger RNA from Limulus polyphemus (Atlantic horseshoe crab), 2565 nucleotides. RefSeq lists its product as uncharacterized. Bases 210 to 1700 code for a protein of 496 amino acids. Lineage: Eukaryota; Metazoa; Arthropoda; Merostomata; Xiphosura; Limulidae. The record is from RefSeq and is a predicted model, not a curated record. The transcript is spliced from 2 exons.
CACAAGAGCUGGAGGAAACCUAGAGGAACGAUUAUUGUGUAACAAGCAGCAUUUCCUAUACACCUGUGAACUCUUAGGAACACCUUCGUUGUUACUCCCUUGUUUGUCAAGACGUCUUGUCACAAAUCGCUCCUUUCUGGAUCACAAGCAAACGUCUUGAAGCUCACGAUAUUUAAGCCUCCGAUAAUCUGUUCAGUGUACUUGCCAAAAUGGCGGAUGAUUCUCCACAAUAUAAACUAUUAACGGCGAUGAUAAUCGUAAUCACGAGUCCAUUGGUAAUCACCCUCACGUCCAAGACUUCGACGGAAGACGCAGUUGUUCCACAAAGGUCACACCCUACUGUACCCUGUAAUCUGCAUCCCCUGUCUGGAUGGACUGAUGGAAAUACCAGGUUCUAUGGAAUUUCUGACCAAAAUCUCUGGUUGUACGACUCUACGAUGGGUGUUUGGGACCAUGUAUCAUUACCCAAUAAAACGAGAGAGGAGAGCUCUUCGUGGAGGGUCAGAUGUGAGCACGAACAUUACCUCGUCGUUGACAAUCUUGACGAAGCGUUCGUGUUACAAAUGAGUUCGUCACAAUGGCAUCAGGUGCCAAUUUCAAACAUAUCUUCCUCACACCUAACCUGGUGUUUAGGUGGUCAUUUCAUUGCCAUGGACCUCUAUACAGGAUCUGUUUACCGUCUGAAUUUUAAAAAGGCUAGAUGGGAGACUGACCAGGGAAUUGCGAAUUUUUAUUACAAUGAGACAGAAUCUGAUGUUAUAGGGCUUUCUUGGUCUGAAAACCAUGCUCAAGUCCUCUAUCUGUGGCUGAAAGACCUGUCAUCAGACGCGCAGAGUCUAUGGACAGCCAACUAUUCCACCACUAACAUUUCUUUUAUACAAGUUGAUGAAUGGGAAUAUGAAAACAUUACGGUACAUCUAGAAUCUCUGGUCACGUGGAUAACAGACAGAGUACUCUGGGUUUGGGGCAGAGGCCAAGAAGAAGAGGAGAUAUGGAAACUAGAUCCAGAGAGUUCUCACUGGGAGCAAGUGCCAAUUAAAUAUGAAGAUUCCCAAGACAACAGAUUUCCUUCUCUGAACAGAACUGUAACAGCUUGGACAGAAAACGGAAAACUUUGCGUGCUAAGCACACAAGCCGAGUGCAAAAAUAAUUUAUUUGAUGGAGAGAUUUGGUGUCUGCAUACAUCUGGUUUAGAGAGUACGAAUUUUCCCACAACAGUCAGCCAGGACUCUGUGGCCUUACCUACCCAGAUAACGUCAUCCGAUGAGUAUCUCUCUUCUAACGAUUCUCAUUCACGCGGAACUCAAGUAGUCACCCCUCUACUUUCUACCGUCCCUCUUUCAAAUCCCACCCCAACAAACACCGAGGCUCCAUCUACACCCUACUAUUCAAAGGAAAGUUAUGUAUCCUGGCACCCAGGACUUCAGCGAACUAGAAAUGUAUCGAACAUCGAAGUACUUUACAGAGAGGAGACGUUUAAGCCGAAGAUGGACGUUUCAACAGCAACUAGAAGCAGCUGGCAUCAGCAACAUUCCACCGUGUUUGGUUCUGUCGUUUUCUUUGGCACGUCCUUGACAAUCUUUGGGGUAGUAGGUAUCGUCUGGUGCGUACGACGCUGUGUACACUUCCCCAAAGACGCACUGUUGCUACGUGACCCUCCAUCGGUUCGUUACACUGCCAUACCCGAUGCUCAAGCCUGAAGAAACGCAGCAGACGUGAAAUCAAUAUCUAACAAGCAUGCGCAGUAGCAUCUAAUAUGUCCAACGAGAGCAUUGCUUUUACUGUUGUAUUGUACUGUGUCGUAAGAAUUGUUGUUAAUUUUCAGUAUAGUUUAUAGCGUCACGGAUGGUGAAUUUCUUGAAGAGGAAAAGCAGAAUAAACCCACAGGGAGAGGAGGAUUACUGAGUAGUUAUGAGCCGUCGAAAUAUCAUCAGCGAUGCUUUGCUUUAAUAAUUGUAUUUUAUUCCACGAACUGGGGGAUGACUUCUCUUUGUGUGAACAAAGAGGUCGAAACACUGUUAUAAAAUACAGAGAAAGUGUAAUACGUGACGAGGUGGUUUGUUGCAAACCCAUAACGAAUUUUUCGAAAAUCCCUCCGAUAAUUAUUGGCUAUAAUUUAAGGAAUUUGUAUCGAUUAGAUGUUUCUCUCCUGUCCUUAACGAGAACAUCCAACAUGCAAAUCCCAAUCAGUUUUAACGUCUGUGAUCGAGAAGCUUUUCAGUUUCUAAACAUAUCAAUUCACAAUACUUGUUUCUUCAAUAAUGUUUGGACUUCCUACCGAUAAGCAAUGAAAAUAUUUCGCUCAAAUUCAUUCACUUUUGUGGAUGUUAUUUAAAAAGAACGGUCGCUAUAUACAUAAUUAUGUGCAUCAGCUUAAAGACACCCAGUAUAUCUGCUUUCUCUGCAUAACUUUAUGUACGACAGAAAAAACAACAACAGCAAAACGUCCGUGGUCAAAAUUACUUACUUUCAUUUCUGUCAAGUUUUCAUGCUAUCUACACAGCGUGGUCACAAGUAAAUAGACACCACCUUUUCAGAAAAAAUGAACUUUUUCAGUCAUAUUCA